AUGGCCAGCAUGUACACCACUUCGCAGCCCCAGAGGACGCCUUCCGACAUCCUCCUGUAUCUUUCUCGCAAGCAACCGCCCCCCGUGUUGCCUUACGAGCUUCAUGGCCAUGUCUCUCCGGAUGCUUGGGCUACCCGUAUCCCCAAUCUGACAAACCUCGCCUCUCGGUAUUCUUAUCCUGUCUUCGAAGGUUGCUGGAUGUUAGCCGCUUUCUUCGCCUCCAUCGUGGUUCCAACGGCCGUCUAUCCCGUCAUCUUUCGCGCUAUGUCCAAGGACCACCGCCGCCCAGGCGAUCGUGAAGGACCAUUCUUCCAGGCUCGUGCGAUCUCAUUCGCUGUUUUCAUUGGAAUCAUGCUCUUCUUCUACAUUCCUCUCUUCAUCUGGAAGUAUAAUGGUCAAAGUCGUGCGAAUGCGCUGGUCAAACGCUGGGCCGAUGAUGAUCUGCGCAUGAAAGGCCCCAGCGCAUUCAUACCGAAGUGGACAGUCAGCAUGCCGGGUGUGUUCACGAUGAGCACUAAACUGAAGGUGUCCCUACCCCCUAACCAAAUGGCUACAAACUUCCACCCGGCCGCCUACCUCCCAUCUUGGAUCAAUGGACCGGUAGAUUCACAGGCUGCGCCUGCCUACAAUCCGUAUCAAAACUCGGGACCUGGCAUGCCGCCUAGUCUCGGAGAGGUUCCGCUCUAUUCUGAGAAGUACCGCUUUGACGACGUCAAAGUCUGA
Heterobasidion irregulare TC 32-1 is the source of this 723-nucleotide messenger RNA. RefSeq lists its product as uncharacterized. The transcript has 6 exons. The coding region runs from base 1 to 723 and encodes 240 amino acids. Lineage: Eukaryota; Fungi; Basidiomycota; Agaricomycetes; Russulales; Bondarzewiaceae. The record is from RefSeq and is a predicted model, not a curated record.